Labeo rohita (rohu) is the source of this 645-nucleotide messenger RNA. RefSeq lists its product as uncharacterized. Gene Ontology annotation, cellular component: cytolytic granule. The record is from RefSeq and is a predicted model, not a curated record. The transcript is spliced from 4 exons. NCBI's taxonomy places the organism in Eukaryota, Metazoa, Chordata, Actinopteri, Cypriniformes, Cyprinidae. Gene Ontology annotation, biological process: lipid metabolic process; killing of cells of another organism; antimicrobial humoral immune response mediated by antimicrobial peptide. Bases 108 to 509 code for a protein of 133 amino acids.
AUUGAAACCUCCUCUCUAACUUCCCUUAUUUACUAUAUAAGUAUUCAGUAUUCAGACAUAAUAGCUGUGUCCUGUCUGUAUUGAGCAUUGAACACGUUGACACAGAGAUGACAGUAUCACCUUUUCUCCUGGCGUCCCUUCUGCUCUGUUCAGGCAUUUCAGAUGUUCAGAUGGGAAUGUCUCAGCACUUUGAUCAUCCGAAUCCUGUGAAGGAGCUGGAGUUCAGUUAUCGUGACAGUGCAACUGAGAACAAACAGAUUAUAAAAUGUAAUGCUUGUAAGACCAUCCUUAGAACAGUGAUAAAAUAUAUUGGAAAAACAGCCUCUAAGGAGGAGGUAAAUCGGCAGCUUGAUAAAGUUUGUAAAACAAUAAAAAUUAGAGGUUGUGCAAGAUUAUUGCAGAAAUUUAAAAACAAAAUCAUCAGUGAGCUGCUCUCUGGAGACAAAGCAAGUACCAUCUGUAUCAAUAUAAAAAUGUGCAGACGUAUGUACAUGCAAACAAUACAGUAAUGUGAAUGCUUCAAGCAUAAAAUUGUACUGUCCUUUAUGGUAUCACAUUGUUACAUAUGAUUGGAGUAAGUGGAGAACAAUUUCUAAAUGCUUAAAUAUGCUUUUCAUGACAAUAAAGUUACAGUUGUCAGUUGUA